UGGGCUGAAAAUCCAAAACACCUCAACGAAAGAUGCAAGAAUACUUGGCAGAGCUGAGCUGUACUACAGUGAAGACAGAUUGGAGCUCAGCUGAUUGGAUAAACCCGAAGGGACAGAUGAAUUAAGCAGCACUCCAGACGCAGUGGGUCUCCCAUAAAGGCAGAGGACUUCAUCCCAAGGGCAGUGCAGUAUGGAAAUGGUUCCACUCUUGUAAUGAGUCGUCCUCCGCUCACCUCCCCCCUCAGCUACCUGCUCGCCACUUCAUCAAAACCACGGGCACCAAAAUGGCGAGGGAUCCAUCAACUUCCCACGCUGAGAGAUGAUGUCAUCAGCGAGGGACGUCUCCUGGGGGAUUGUUGCUGAUGGCUGACAUGGAUCAGAACCACAGAGAAGGAGUGAGCCCUGGGCUGGAUGGGACCCACCAUGCCCCCCAGUAAGAAGGCCCAGAGCCCCAGUAGUGGAGCCAGUGCCUCACAGGGCAUGAGCCCACCGUACCGGCAGGGGGACGCUGCCACAGCAGCAUCUGAGGCGGAGGCAGCCGACCUCUCCCUGUCCCUGUCCGCCUCUUUCUCCAAGGCUGAGGACGAGGAACUCACUAGCCUUUCCUGGCUCCAUGAGAGCACAGACCUCCUCAACAGCUUCAGCCACUCAGGGCUGCGUAGCGUCUCCCCUCUACAGGACCCAGACGGUCAGCACCCCCGCUCACCUUCCUCAUCUCCGUGCCCAGACGACGCCCUGCUCGGCGAUGCACACUCAGCGUACGAUUUGGCAGCGGGGGCAAACCGAAAACCACCGUAUUCUUUUAGCUGCCUGAUCUUCAUGGCCAUUGAGGAUGCGCCAAACAAACGGCUGCCCGUUAAGGAUAUCUACGGCUGGAUCCUGGAGCACUUCCCAUACUUUGCAAACGCCCCCACAGGCUGGAAGAACUCGGUGCGCCACAAUCUGUCACUGAACAAGUGCUUCAAGAAAGUGGAUAAAGACCGGAGCCAGAGCAUAGGCAAAGGCUCCCUGUGGUCCAUAGAUCCGGAGUAUAGGCACAACCUGAUCCAGGCGCUGAAGAAGACACCGUACCAUCCCUACUCGCCCGGCCUGGCCACCCCCUCCACCUCUCCACCCACCCUGCCUCCUACAUUUCACCACAGUCCUCCAUUGUGGUCGGGGAGUCCCCUCUUCAGAAAGAACGGAGGAGUUCUCCUACAAGUUCCUCGUGGUGUGAUCCAAAAUGGCGCCCGCGUCAGGAGCCAGGCCCUCUUCCCUGUGAUCAGACCCCUACCUUUAAGCCCUGUGGGGAGCAGAACCUCGGCCAUAAGAUCAUCCCUUGGAGAUUAUCUAAGCCGAGGACAGGACAGCCCAUCCUGCUACUCUCCUCCGCCCUGCAGUGAGGACCUCCAGGAUGACCACACUUACAGCACCGCAAAAUCCCCCAGCAGGCUGUGCUCCUCCCAGGUCGCGGACCCUUGCUGCCCUCUGGACGACGACGACAUCAUCGCCGUGGAGAUCCAAUCGGACGUCAAAACCGAGCCCCGGGAGAUCCCACUGGAUUCUCACGUCACCACUGCCGCCGCUGCCUACAUUUCCCAGCAGCCCCUGCGCGGACAGAGACGUAGCUCGGGGUCGGGAGCUGGGACUCUGGCAGGGAGCAGUUUGCCCUGGACCAAAAACCGAGCGCGGGGCAUUAGCGACACACUGCCGCUGAAAAAACGGCGCGCGGCGGCGGUGGAGAAGCCACCGGAGAGCGACGACGAGGAGAUGAAGGAGGCGGCAGGGUCGCUGCUUCACCUGGCGGGGGUCAGAGCCUGCCUCAACAACAUCACAAAUCGCACCGCUAAGGGCCAGAAGGAGCAGAAAGAGGCCCUGAGAAACUAAGACACACACAUAGAACAAAUACAUAGUCAUGCAAACACACAGACGCUAUACAGCUCAGAGCACGCACACACACAUUAACACACACACACACACACAUACAACAAUAGGUCAACAGGUAAAGUUACUACAGCAUUAGUCUCAAUGGACACUUCUCAUCUCCCUCUAUCUAUCUGCAGGGCAUUAGGUGAAUCCUACUUAUUUGUGGCAAUAUCAAAAAUCUAUGUUUUCCUACAUGUUCAGCAACACUAACAUCGAUGGGUAUUUCUCAUGUGUCUUUGUUGUUUUGUUGUUUAAAAAGGGGAUGAAAGCCAUAAAAAAAGCAUGUGUUGUCACUAAUUUGGAAAAGUCGAACCCGACUCAACUGAAUCACAUUGAGGGAGCGUACAAGCACGCGAGCGGAAGAUGGCUGUUUGUCUUACCUGUUUGUUUCUAUGUGAAUCUGUAGCAAUCUUGCAGUGAUGCCGGCGAGGACGGCAGGGCCCACGAGACGAGCCUGUUUAAGGAGAUGCGGAGCCCUCGCUCUCUCUGGGCGGCCCGCCGGCAUCACUCUCCUACAUCCACGAGCACAAAUGUGAGACUGUGCCAAAGAUAAGCGACCAGGUUGCUUCAUGUAGCCGCUACGACAGCUGACAAAAAAAAAAGAAGAAGGCAUAGUAGUAAAUAAGAGCUAAAGAGAAUGACCUUAAGUGUCAAAAUAAUUGUAAAACCCAAUGUGAUAUAUAUUCAUGCACUUAAGAUUAUUUUACGCCACUUAUAAUAAAAGCAUCAUGGGUUAAGACAUGGUUUAUUUCAAGAGCACUCAUAGUAUUUAAGAAUAGAUAUAUUAAAAUAAAAAAAUGGUCAUGUUUAUCACCAUAGAGAUGGAUAGUGUGCCGGGUCUGAGGCAAUAUCUCCUUCAUUUUGUUGUUGUUGUUGCAUAAUGUAAACGUCCCUGAAACCUCCCCAGUACUUCUGUCCAUAGACGUAGACACCUGGUAUAGAUAUCAUAGCUACCAGUAGCUGCCACACCUUCCUCUUCAUUUGACAAUGUCAAAGAACUAUAUACAUGAACUGUGGGUUAUAGAUUUCUGUUUGUGUCUGUUUACCCUCACUCUACCCUCAUAAAGAUAUAAGCAAUUUGUCCCGCGCGGACAACUCUGUAAAAAGGUUAGAAAAUAUUUUAUUUUUUUCCUUUCUUAAUUGAAGCAAUUUGACCUGCAGGACUUUCUCAGUUAUAUUGCAUGGGUGCUUGUAAAUAAGAUAAAAAGCAAAUCUUUUUUAUUCAAAGAACAUGUAAGAUAAACGAUGUAUUUAGCAUGAAGCAUGACUUAUUUUCAUAUAAACCUUGAUCCUAGAGGAAAGAAAAAAAGUUUUGCCGCCAAUUCUUAUACCCGUGGUUAUAUUGGAGUUUUUUUUGUUUGUUUUGUUUUUUUCUUUUUAAUUGUUUGGGUUCUUUUUGUUUUUUCUGAGCAGGCUUUCAAAGACACAUCUUCAGGGAGGGAUGUGGGAGAUCACCUUGCAAUUAGAGGCCCAUGGGUGCCACCUCUGGGCCUUGGGUUCAGGCUCUGUAGGCCAGCUGUAUCACCUCUUAUGGGUGGGCUUCCAUCUUCUUCUGCCUGUACAGUGACUUUUUUUUUGUAGGUGUUCAUUGUUAACCCCAGUGUUAUUUCAGAACACGUCUGUAGAGUGUGUGAGUUUGUGUGCCCAGGAACACACACCCUUUAACAUUGUGCCUGCCUGCCUGCCUGCCCUCAGUCCCGCGGUUGUCAUAUCUCGGACAUGUUUUGACAGAACGUUACUUGUCUUUAUUUAUAACAUUAUUGUUGGGUUUAUUUUCCCCUGUGUGUAAAUGUACACGUGUCCUUCUUUCCCAUCAGCUUUGUUCAGUGUAAAUGUUUGGACCAGAUGGGCAAAGGAAACUUUGUAGGUUUCCAGAAAGAACCAUGUCUCCAUAAAGGCUACCUGAGAGUAGAGAAGAAAAGGAAGAGGAAUGUAGGAGAGGGCAGACACAGUUAAGGUUGUUUUAUCAUUUACCUACAGUAUUUUUGACCCUUUGAUUAAAGGUAUUACUUGUGGAUGUGAAGCUUGCAAACAGUCCAUUGCAUAUUUACCUCCAGAGCCCAGUCUGGAGAUUUGAGUUUUUCUUUUUAACAUUUUUCCACUCUACAACCUGUGCAGUAGUGAGCUUUGACAUCUGUUGCAUCAGAAGUGUCGCUGCCAUUGUUGGAUGCUCUCUCCCUAAAUCUGCAAAGCAUUAAAGUAUUAAUCUUCCCUCACUUGCAGAGAUGCAUAUAAAAAAAAGCAGCUUUGUCUGAGUUUGGAGUGUAGCAGCAGAGUCACACAAGGUUUCGUUUAAGCUGAACAGACGCUCAGAGAUCGUCAGUGAGCCGAGCAGGCAAAGAAAUGCAUGUCCCAUCCACUGGUACAGUCCUCCGCCACCUGUAGCAUGCAUCACUGGCUUUGUAUUUUGUAUGGUGUCCAUGCCGGCAUAUAAAAAAAUAGGCUAAAAGGAGACACUGUCAGUGUUCUUGUUGUGUGCCAUCCGUCUCUCGUCUCAUAUCUGUCUGAGUGCUCCCGCGACCCAGGUCAAGCACUCUGCUAUAUUUGCAGUAAUAAUCCACUAUUGUGGUGACUAAUAACGUGUUCAGUUGGCAAGAGGCAUGUCGAGGGGAGAAUGUGUUGCUUUAGCAACAACAUUUUUUUGCCCCUCUGACUCACUCUGUGACAUGCAGGAAAGAUGAACCCCUGACCUGCACGUCCCGGAAAAACAAGGCAUGAAAUAAACCUGAGACAUUUUAAAGCAAAAGGAAAUACACUUCACUGCCUGAAAAGCCCCGGAAACAAGUGUUUCUUUCAAACCUGCCAAACAUAUAGUGAGACACUCUCAAACACGGAGCUGCCAUUUAUUAUUUGUUAAUGUUUUAUGCACAUUCUCAUGUUCUGUUGUGUUUCCUCUCUGACAAAAUGAUCUACAAUACUGCCAUUAUUUUCUGUGACUGUCUGAGCUGAAUAUUGGAAAGCCAUAGGUUAGGGAUGUCAAAAUGCAAAACUGUUAUUGAUCUGUGAGAUGUGAUGCAGAGUACGCCCAGGUGUUUUUUUUAAUUUUGUUUAUUUUAUUUUAUCAGUAAAUGUUCAAUUCUCUCCUUAUUGUGCAAUCAUAUUGCCAAAGAAUGAUUUCAAGACCUAUUUCAUCACUACAUGUAAAUAUCAACGUUGUCCAAUACCGUGGCAAAAAAUAUAUAAAUGUUGUUUUAUUUUGUUUUCCAUUUUCUGAAAAACUACAAUGAUGUUUAUGUGAUGUAUUGUCUUCCAGUUGGUUGCAAUAAUAAAAAA
Messenger RNA from Paralichthys olivaceus (Japanese flounder), 5178 nucleotides. NCBI's taxonomy places the organism in Eukaryota, Metazoa, Chordata, Actinopteri, Pleuronectiformes, Paralichthyidae. The record is from RefSeq and is a predicted model, not a curated record.